GCCUGUUGUCCUGAUGGCAGCUCUCUGUGUCGCCUUGCAGCCCACACUCGACGAGAAGAUCCAGCUUGUGCCUAAAGCCCAGUUGGGCAGCUGGGGAAAGGGCAGCAGCGGCGGCGCCAAGGCCAGCGAGAUCGAUUCCUUACGACCAAGUGCCACUAGUCUGAACCGAUUCUCUGCACUGCAGCCUCCUGUGUCAUCAUCGGGUUCUGCCUCGGCCACACCCUCCGAGUCGGACGCUCGCAGGACCUUAACCAGGUGAGCCCCCCUCUCUCCU
Messenger RNA from Anolis sagrei ordinatus, 274 nucleotides. The record is from RefSeq and is a predicted model, not a curated record. Lineage: Eukaryota; Metazoa; Chordata; Lepidosauria; Squamata; Anolidae.